UUCGCGUGGUUGAAUACAUUUUGUUUUCCUUUUUUUAUAUUAAUUUUCUAGAUUUAAGAUCAACGCGUUACUGCUUAGCCUAAGUUUACAACGUUCCUGCUCCAGCAUCGGAAUUGCUGUAAAAUCAUUCAUCAUCUGAUCGAGUAACUGUAACUGCGAAACCGAUCAGAACUAUACUAUAACAAUCUAACCAAAAAAAAAAAAAAAUAAAGACCAAAGCAUUAAAAAGAAAAAAGACAAAGACAUAGGCAAAGGCAUUAUUUUGAAUAAAAAUUAAUAAACAAUGGCCCCAUUAACUGCAGCAAUUAUAGAAGAAUUAUUAGAAACUGACAUAAACCUAGAAGAAGGAGUCGAACAAAUAGUCAAAGAUCUUACAAGUCAUUUUUAUGAUAUCGGAGAAUUAUGUGAAAAAUUGCAAACACCUUUAACAUCUACUAACGUGGAGAGACGUGUUCAGGGUACCUUGUUAUUGACUCGAGUACUCGCUCACCUGCCUAAAGAUAUGUUAAAUAGACAGCAAUUAAAUGUUAUGGUUGAAUUUUACGCAGCUCGUUUAAAAGAUCAUCACAACGUAAUACCGGCCGUGAUAGAAGGCAUUGAUGCUUUAGUUCGCAUGGUCUAUAUGGAAGGAACUGAUGUAGUUAAACUCUUGCAAAGCUUUUUUAUAAAUACCACCUGUCAAUCACAACUUCGUAGUGAUCGCUUUAAACUGUUCAAUACAUUUCAAUAUAUCUCAGAGAGAUAUGUUUCUGAACUUAAAGUCAUGUCGGGUGAUUUCAUUUAUGGUAUUAUAAGUUCUAUCGAUGGCGAACGAGAUCCUCGUAAUUUGGAUUUAAUUUUUUCAUUUAUGCCUGGUUUUAUCGCCACAUAUCCGUUGCUGCAUUUAAGUGAAGAAAUGUUUGAAAUUUUCGCCUGUUAUUUCCCCAUUGAUUUUACGCCGUCCCCCGGUGAUCCCAGCAACAUAACUAGAGAUGAUUUAGCAGCAAAAUUGACAAAAUGUUUAGUUGCCUCCCCCGAUUUUAUUGAAUGGGCAAUCCCGUUAGCUUUAGAGAAAUUGGAAAGUGAAUUAAUUGUGGCUAAAUGUGAUUCUUUGGAAUUGUUGUAUCAAGGCGCUUUAAAUUUUCCAUGUGAUCGAAUUGAGGCGCAAUUUGAAACGAUUUGGUUAGCUUUGAAAGCAGAAGUUUUUCCCGGUUCCGAGCAUACGACAGUUGUAGAUGCUGCUUUACGCGCAGUUAGCUGUUUUCUAGAGCAAGCUGCCAAAGCGAAUAUCUCCAUCAGUCAUAAUUAUCAGACUAUGUUACUGGGAACAAUUCUAACGCAUUUAAGUGAUGUUAGUCAGCGACUCUUCGAGCCGGCUGCACGUAUUGCUAUCGCCUGUUUAUCUGGUGAUUCAAUAUUUGCCAGUGAGAAAAUUUUUGGAACGUUCCUCCUGAAACUAAACGAUUCGUCAAAUCCUCUAAACGAUGAGCAAUGUUUAAGUGUCUAUACAAUAAUAGGGAAAAUGUUUAAAAUUAUUUGCUCUCACGAUCCGUCGAUUUACAAUAACUUAAGUGCAGAUUUAUGCGAGCAAUUACAUCGUCAUGUCGGUAAUACUUUGAAUGCUAAUGAUAAUGAGGAUACUUGCAAUCAAGAUUUGAUGCGCGCGGCUAUAAUCAUAUUAACGGAAUCGACUCCAUUAAUUAAUGAAGGAAACCGUGCCUUAAUUUAUAAAGUGUUAACAAAAAUACUAAAGUUAGACUUUUUGAAUUUAACUAACGAGCUACGCGUACUUAUUGAACGUCUCGGAACUCUUCAACCCAAUGAAUUGCAAACAAAAUGCAUUGAUUUAUGUAUAAGUGAUUUCUCCACAUAUUCAACUUGUGUUCAAAAGAAAAUGUUUGAAUAUUUUUUACCGUUGGUUAAACAAUUGCCAUUCACUGAACUCAUUGUGAAUUUAUUGCUUCAACAGGCUUUCGCUACUUACUUAGUAAAUGAAAAAGAUAAACAUUAUGUAGCACUCCAAGCGUUGAGUAAAUUAUUGCAAUAUCAAGAAAAAAAUUUCGUUAAGGAGCUGCAAUAUGAAAAGUCUUUAAUUGCUAAAUACGUGAAAUUGGCUAAAAAAGUGGAUAGUUUUUAUUUUCCAAAUAUGUUUCUAGCCGAGAUAGCUGUCGGUCUUUCUUUAGUCAUUCGAUCAUUGCCCGUUGCUGAGCAGUAUAUGGUCGCAACACAAAAUUUGGCCGAAUUGAAUCUUCAAGAGACAUCGGACAUAUAUGUAGCUCAAGGUUUAUUGGGUUUCCUUCAUAAAGAUAUCCGUUUAGAUGAUCAUUUUGAACGUUUACUAGACGAUCUAACACAAUUCUCGAUGACCAGCGAUGAUCUCGAAGCACGAGACGUUGCUCAUCAUUUGCUUUGCAGUUUUGUUAAUAAAAUUGAUUACAACAAUGGCAAAAAUAAUCAUGGAAUUUUGAAAAAUAAAAUUAAACAACUCAUAGAACUGAUUAAAGAGGAAAAGGAGCCGGCAAUCGAUAUUCUGGCUUGGUUUGCUAAGGGAUUAACAAUGCGCGGUUGUGACGAGGCUGGCGAAAUACUCGAAGAGUUGGUCAAAUUAUUGGAGCAUCCAACCUUAGCUUAUGCCGCUUGCGAGGCGUUUAACAUCAUCUCUUCCAAAUAUCCGCAUUUACAUUUACCGAUUAUUAAGUUUUUAUAUAAACAGAAAUAUUUUCAAAUGAUGUUAACCAAAUUGCGUCACAAAUUGGAAACUUAUUGUGAGCAUCAUUUGCAAGCCUUUCUUUACAUAUUGAGAGCAACACCGCAUGCGGUUUUAAAACUGAACAUUGAAAAUAUUGGACCCGCUCUUUACAAAGGUCUGAGCACAACCAAUAUGCACACUUUACGUAUAUCCGUUGAUAUUUGCAGCAGCUUUGUUCACCAGCAGGACGAAUAUUUUGGAAAUCAUUUGUCGGUCUUAAUACCAUUGUGCUUAAAAUUAAUUACAUUUGAAGAUUCAAUGUAUGUGCGCAUUUCUGUCCUUAAUCUACUGCAUGACCUUACAAAGUAUCCCACAUAUUUGUUGUUGCCUUAUAGAAUGGAUGUGAUAUUGGAAUUAGCGUCAGCAUUGGAUGAUCCCAAGCGCUUAGUACGUAAUGCGGCGGUUAGGGCGCGCAACUCUUGGUAUCUGAUAGGCGCACCGGGAACCGAAUAAUCUUCAAUU
Molecule: messenger RNA, 3190 nt
Organism: Glossina fuscipes
Lineage: Eukaryota; Metazoa; Arthropoda; Insecta; Diptera; Glossinidae
Gene: Mms19
Product: MMS19 nucleotide excision repair protein homolog
Exons: 7
Coding region: 284-3181 (965 amino acids)
Biological process (GO): iron-sulfur cluster assembly
Cellular component (GO): cytosolic [4Fe-4S] assembly targeting complex
Source: RefSeq, a predicted model, not a curated record